Molecule: messenger RNA, 9220 nt
Organism: Lutzomyia longipalpis
Lineage: Eukaryota; Metazoa; Arthropoda; Insecta; Diptera; Psychodidae
Gene: ATP8B
Product: phospholipid-transporting ATPase ID
Exons: 18
Coding region: 1243-5325 (1360 amino acids)
Biological process (GO): phospholipid translocation; Golgi organization
Cellular component (GO): plasma membrane
Molecular function (GO): ATP binding; ATPase-coupled intramembrane lipid carrier activity; ATP hydrolysis activity
Source: RefSeq, a predicted model, not a curated record
AGUCUGACGCGGAUUGUUGGAUUGCACGGAAGGCGCGAUUCUCAAGCGUUCCGUAGAUCGAAAGCAAAUGAAAAAUGUUUCAAAUAGUGUGAAGUGAACAAGAAAAAAAAAUAUUUGGACACGAGAGACAAUUUUAAAAAUAAUAUCCAAAGAGUGCCACAAAAAAAUCACAUUUUUCUAGUAAUAGUCACUUUUUCUACAUUUCCUUUUUUCCCUCUGAUCUUUCACAAACUAUAUUCCUUCUUGACUACAUAAAGCAGCAACUACACCACAUCAAGACAAUCCGGAUGUUUUAGUGAAAAAGUGAAAUUUUUAUGCGACGUUCUUUCUCACCACUCAACGUAUUGGGACAUUUUACGAAUGGUGCCGAAGAGGGGAACUUGAGACACCAAAAACGUGCAAAAUUAUUCACAUCGAUAGACGACCUCGAGAGGUGCAAUUUGACAUGACAGAAUAGGUGCUUUUUGAGCCUUUGGGCGAAUUUCUGAAUCUCUGAUGGAAGGGUGGUUGUAUCCACUGAGAAUUCCACCCAUCCAGCAUUGGCCGCUGGCCUAUUGCUUCGAUCCUGAUCGACGGCGUCAUCUGUGGAGGAGUAAGAGUUGCCACAAGAAAGUAACUACGAAAGCAUUGGGGACGAGACGAGGAUCAACAAUCAUUCCAUUGAAUGCCAAAGCGGAACUACAAGAGCUGAAAAGAUUGGUUAAUCUCACCAAUUCCAACCACAAAUUGGCCAAUUGAUUAUUCAGUUUAUAGUUCCAAAUGUCCCCAAAUUGGGGCUAUUGCAUCUGUAGCCUCAGUGCAAAGAUUAUGUGUGAAAGUGCAUGUCGAAGAACGCAAUUGAUUAAUCAAGUGUCUUAAUUAAGUGUCCUUAUGCGGUGAAUAUUGAGUUCAUUUAAUUUUUCCUUUUCUCUUACAUAAAAAAAAAGUUUAAUUCUCUUUUUGAGUAAUUGCUUUUGAAAAUUUGCAAAGAAAAAGGCUUAAAAAAAUAAAAUUUGACCAUUUAGCGUAAAUAAAAGUGGUCAAAAAAUUAGGGAGUGUGUUAAAAAUUUUGUGGUGAGAAUAGAAGAAAAUAGUUCCUCAUUAGUUAGCAAAAGAUAAAAGUUUUUAUUGUAAAUCGUUUGAUGAAAUCAAGUGUUGGUGUGGGAGAAGUUAGAAAUUUCUGAGAAACUCUCUGUGCCUCAUUUUGAUCCAAGGAAAACCCAGAACAAGUGUUCCCACCGAGUUGAGUGCGUCAAACACAACAUGGGAAAGAAAGUUCAGAUUCCAAUUCAGCAACAAAACGAACGUAGAAUACGAGCAAACGAUAGAGAUUACAAUUCACAAUUCAAAUACGCUAAUAAUUACAUUAAAACGUCCAAAUAUACACUUCUCACGUUUCUACCAUUGAAUCUCUUGGAGCAAUUUCAACGUCUUGCCAAUUUUUAUUUCCUGUGUCUCUUGGUACUCCAAUUGAUUCCCGCCAUAUCGUCGUUGACGCCAAUAACCACGGCGAUACCAUUAAUUGGUGUACUGAUGCUGACAGCCGUGAAGGAUGCAUAUGACGACAUUCAACGGCACAUGUCUGAUUCUCAUGUGAACAAUCGCAAAUCAAAGACACUGAGAAAUGGAAAGUUGGUGGAUGAGAGGUGGUCAGGUGUUCUUGUGGGUGAUAUCAUACGAAUGGAGAACAAUCAAUUUGUUGCUGCAGACAUUCUUCUGCUCACAUCGAGUGAACCCAAUGGAUUGUGCUUCAUUGAGACGGCCGAAUUGGAUGGGGAGACAAAUCUCAAGUGUAAACAGUGUCUCGUGGAGACGGCGGAAAUGAGUCAACAUGACGAAUUGUUGGGCAAAUUCAAUGGGGAAAUAAUUUGUGAGCCACCAAAUAAUCUUCUCAAUAAAUUCGAUGGGACACUCAUUUGGAAGAAUCAGCGCUUCUCGCUGGACAAUGAGAAGAUCUUACUGCGUGGAUGUGUUCUCAGAAAUACACAGUGGUGCUAUGGGAUUGUUAUAUUUGCUGGAAAAGAUACGAAAUUGAUGCAAAACUCGGGAAAGACCAAAUUCAAAAGUACAAGCAUCGAUAGAUUACUGAAUUUUAUUAUAAUUGGUAUUGUGUUUUUUCUCCUCUCCAUUUGUGCUUUCUGUACCGUGGCUUGUGCAAUAUGGGAAGGACUCGUUGGACAGUAUUUUCAAGUUUACCUACCAUGGCCGAAUAUUAUUCCCAAUGGUACCAUUCAAGGAGCCACCGUGAUUGGUUUAUUAGUAUUUUUUUCAUAUGCUAUCGUUUUAAAUACGGUUGUGCCAAUAUCUCUCUACGUUUCAGUAGAGGUAAUUAGAUUUGCCCAGUCAUUCCUGAUAAAUUGGGACGAGAAGAUGCACCACAAGAAGACAAAUACAUCCGCCAAGGCGAGAACUACGACACUUAAUGAGGAACUGGGACAAAUUCAGUACAUUUUCUCAGAUAAAACAGGGACACUCACGCAGAAUAUCAUGACGUUCAACAAGUGUAGCAUCAAUGGGAAGUCCUAUGGGGAUGUUGUGGACACGAGAACGGGAGAAAUUGUUGAUUUGGCUGAUCACCAAGUUAUGGGGAGAAGGUCACUUGUUGUGACGUGUGAUGGGAGCCAGGGGAGAAAGGUGUCACAACCCCAGGUGGUUGGUGAGCGCAAGAAGCGUGUUACGUAUAGAGAAGCAUCAACAGGCAAUGGGCAACAACAUAACAACAAUCGUCAGCAUUUAAUACACCAACUCAAAUUGAAUCUGCAAAUAAAUUACAAUUCAAACGACACUUUUACGCACACUAUCCCCAAUUCUGGACCCGAUCAUCACGAGGGAGUGCAUGUAGCCGAUCCCAUUGAUUUUUCAUUCAAUCCCGAGUAUGAGCCCGAAUUUAAAUGGUACGACAAGAAUCUCUUGGAUGCCGUGAAGACAGAUGAGGAGAAUGUGCACAAAUUUUUUCGAUUACUCGCCCUGUGUCACACUGUGAUGCCAGAAGAUAAGAAUGGGCGUCUCGAGUAUCAGGCACAGAGUCCCGAUGAAUCGGCUCUUGUGUCAGCAGCGAGAAAUUUUGGCUUUGUCUUCAAGCAUAGAACACCAAAUACCAUAACGAUUGAAAUCAAAGGGAAGAUUGAGGAAUAUGAGUUGUUGAGUAUUUUAGAUUUUAAUAAUGUUAGAAAGCGAAUGUCCGUGAUUGUUCGACGCAACAAUAAAAUAUUGCUUCUCUGCAAGGGAGCUGACAAUGUGAUAUACGAUAGAUUGGGACCGGAUCAGAUUGAGUUGAAGGCGAGAACACAGGAGCAUCUCAAUAAAUUUGCCGGAGAGGGUCUUCGAACACUGGUGCUGGCUGAAAGGUAUUUAGAUGAGGAAUUUUUCAGUGGAUGGCGAGCACGGCAGCAAGAGGCUGCCCUCUCAAUGGAUGGGCGUGAAGAUAAAUUGGGGGCUAUUUAUGAGGAGAUUGAGUGCGAUAUGAUGUUGGUUGGUGUGACGGCAAUUGAGGAUAAAUUGCAAGAUGGUGUGCCACAGACUAUUGCCAAUCUACAGACGGCAGGGAUUAAAAUUUGGGUUUUAACGGGAGAUAAGCAGGAAACUGCCAUCAACAUUGGCUACUCAUGUCAGCUACUUACCGAUGAACUUGUGGAUGUUUUUGUCGUGGACGGCGUGACACUCGACGAGGUUGAGCAGCAAUUGAGGAAAUUCAAAGAGUCCAUAAAGAUAAUCAAUACUUUCCAUCCUGGGGGUGUCUACCACAAUAAUAUUGCUACAGCCAAUGGUGGCAAUAAUUCCACCGUAACCAUCGAGAACCUGCGGCACAAUGCUGCUCCACCUGCCAUCUCCGUUGUUACUUUUAGGUGGGACUCAAAUAAGCGAAAUAGGGGCGCACCAGACAGCGCGGAAUGCGAUCAGAUUUUCGAUGGGGGCGAAAAGGGUGCAACGGGUCCAUCGGCAACUGCCACGGAUGUUGAGGAGAAUACGGGUUUUGCAAUUGUGAUCAAUGGGCACUCUCUGGUGCAUUGCCUAUCGCCAGAGCUGGAGGAUCGCUUCCUGGACGUGGCGUCCAACUGCAAGGCCGUGAUCUGCUGCCGUGUUACACCACUGCAGAAGGCCAUGGUUAUUGAAUUGAUAAAACGUGCCAAAAAUGCCGUCACUCUGGCCAUUGGGGAUGGCGCUAAUGAUGUUUCUAUGAUUAAGGCUGCCCACAUUGGGGUCGGUAUCUCAGGUCAGGAGGGGAUGCAAGCUGUCUUGGCCAGUGACUACUCAAUCGCCCAAUUUCGUUACCUAGAACGCCUCCUCCUUGUCCAUGGCAGAUGGUCGUACUAUCGCAUGUGUAAAUUCCUGCGAUAUUUUUUCUACAAGAAUUUUGCCUUCACAUUGUGCCAUUUCUGGUUCGCCUUCUUCUGCGGCUUUAGUGCCCAGACGGUGUUCGAUCCAAUGUUCAUUUCUGUGUACAAUUUGUUCUACACAUCACUCCCCGUUCUAGCAUUGGGGGUCUUUGAGCAAGAUGUGUCAGAUAAGAAUAGUCUUGAGUAUCCAAAAUUAUACACACCGGGGCUGACGAAUGCCCUCUUCAACACCACCGAAUUUAUCCGGAGUGUCCUCCAUGGUAUCUUCAGUUCUCUCGUGCUCUUUCUCAUCCCCUAUGGCACCUACAAGGAUGGUGUCUCACCCGAGGGCUACGUUCUCAGCGAUCACAUGCUCCUUGGCUCAGUGGUGGCGACAAUUCUCAUCCUCGACAACACUGCACAGAUCGCCCUGGACACGUCGUAUUGGACUGUAUUCAAUCACAUAAUGGUUUGGGGCAGUGUUGUGACAUACUUUGUGCUGGAUUACUUCUACAAUUAUGUCAUUGGUGGCCCCUAUGUGGGCUCCCUGACGCAAGCAAUGAAAGAACCCACAUUUUGGUUCACAACCCUCAUUUCGGUGCUGAUGCUAAUGGUACCCGUAUUGGCGUUCCGCUUCUACUUUGUCGAUGUGUACCCGAGUUUGUCGGAUAAGGUGCGUCUCAAGCAGCGAAUGGCACAGAUACGUUCCAGGCAGUCUACGGAUGUGCUGCGUACACCAUCAGCACGCAGAGCACGACGAUCUCUCAGAUCCGGAUAUGCAUUUGCCCACCAAGAAGGAUUUGGUCGCCUCAUUACAUCCGGGAAGAUUAUGCGAAAGCUCCCGCAAGAUUUUGCUUUUCCCCUUGGUUUGGGUAGUAGCAAAAAGCAGCAUUCGAUCAAUCACCAGGACUCCCUCAAUCACACCAACAAUCACAAGCACCCGCAGCAAGUUCAUUUGCCGGGAAGUUCAAAUGGUGGCGAUGCUAGUCCACGAGCUCCUUGUCAGGAUUUGGAUACAAUCAAUCUCUAGGUUUACGCGCUGUUUUUUCUUUUCUAUUUCCUCUUUUUCUUUUGUACUUUAAAAUAUCUUUUAAAGACACAAUCAAACUCACAGAAAACACACAAAAAAAAAACAUUUGGAAAUUCAAGAAUAAUUUCCUUCAUUUAUUCCAUAAAAUUUUUCCUUAUUCCACACAAACACACCAGGUAAGUUUUCUAUGUGAAAUUUUAUUCUCUUUUCUAUAAUAAAAAAAAACAUCAAUGUAUCUCACCUUGAUCUAUCGUCUCUUUGUGAAGAAAAUAUAUAAUAUUAAUUAAGGAUUUUUUUAAAUGAAAAAAAAAUGGAGUUAAAACUCUCUCUUUUGUGAUUUUAGUUUAUAGGUGAUGAAGGAGAAAAUGAAGUGAAACGCUGAAGAUGCUUAUUUUUGUUACUUGUACAUUUUUUUUCUAUAUAAACUUACCUUUUAGUCUUUUAUUACAAACAAAGAAAGUAUAAGAAAAAAGGAAAGUCGUGGGUUUAUGAAGUAAGAUGGAUAUUUUUAUGAAUUUAUUUAUUGUGUCCAAAAAAAAAGUCACUCCUCACAAAAUGCUCUGUAAGUAUUUUUUCUUUAUUUCACGCGAAAUUAUAAAUAUUCAAAUUUAUUCACGAAAACAAACAAAGAGAUUUCCUAAAUUGGCCAGAAUUUUACUUAUUCUUAAUUCCUAAAAGAAAAUUACUGAAGUUUUGUGAUUGAAAUGUUUUAAAAAAAAAUUUAGGCAAAUGUGUUGCUAAUAAAUAUUUCUUAAAUUAACAAAUGGCCAUAUUUUAGUAAAAUAAAUUUAAUUGUGUUCAAAAGAAAUUUUAAAUAGCAUUUUUUUCAUAACAAAGCAACACUCAAAAUUAUUAAAAUUCAUUUCUAAUAAACAAAGGAGUUUAUUCAGUUUAAUAUGGGUCAUGAAUUCUUUCGAGGAAACACGCAGGACCUGCGUAGUCUUGUAGAAGAGUAAAGAAAGAAUAAGAAAUACUAAAAAGAGAUUCUCAUAUUUCCACUGCUGAUCAGGGCAGGGAAAGCCAGUAAUAAUUUGCUCUAAAAUGUAAAUUAUUACGUCAUCUUUACGUGAAACAUUUGAGCUGAUGUUUCAUCGGUGAGUUUUGAUGUUAUUUUUUAAACUAUCUCUACAAAAUUGUUCGAUUUAUAAUCAUAUUUUCGCUCGAGGAAAAUUUUCUGAUAGAAUUUCAGAAAUAUCUUCUUAAAAUCCACCGAUAAAACAUUAGCGCGAAUGUUUCAUACAUCGAAAGAAACAGCAAAAUAACGGUGACGUCAUUAUUUAAAUUUUUAGGCAAAUAUUUGCCGUAUAUUUCCUUCUGAUAUCUGUGGAAAAUCUUUAUAGAAACUUCUGUUUCUUUCUAGUUCCUCUACAAAUCUACACAUGCCCCGAAUAUUUCCUCGAAUAAGUUCACGACCCGUAUAUCAAUGUAUAAAAAACUCCUUUCUCUUCGAAAAUCUCUUUGAAAAAUAAAUAGUUAAUGCAAAUCACCAAGUCACUCUGAAGCCUUGCAUAAAAUAAAAAUUAGACAGCUAAAUAAAUUAUAUAAAAAAAAUGUAAAUAGCAAAAAAAAUAAAUAUUUGCUCUUUAUAUUAAAUGAGAAAAAAUAGCAAAAAAAAUCUUUAUAGUCGUUGUAAAAGAAAAAAAAAACAGAAGAAAAGCAUAAAAAUGCAAAAGAGGACACUGAAAAAAGAAUAUAAUUGAGAAAAUUCCUUUUAAACGAGAAGAAAAAACCUUUACACUUUUUGUCUCAGGAAAUUAUCUUUUAAAUAGUUGACGCUACUUUGCAAUAAUUAUUUCUUUUUCUUUAAAAAAAAUAAAAAAAAGAGAAACAAUUUAAAUGAACGAAAAAUAAAUUAAAUUAUUAAGGAAAGAUUGAAAGCUUUUUCUUCUAAGUUUUGUAUUGAAGAAAACAUAUUUUUUUUAUUUUUGCGAAAAUAUAAUUUUUAAGCAAAAUGCUUUAUUUAUAUGCAAAGUAAGAGAAAGCUAAGAAAACUAUGAAACAUUUGGCCUUUUAGCGAGAACGUAAACAAAAUGAGAAUAUUUUUAAAAAAAAGAAGCGCAAUGUCGAGAAAUCAUAUAAGAAAAAAAAUAGAAGAAAUGUUGACAAAAUUUCUUUCUUUUAUUGUAAAAAAUAAACAAAAAGUUUAUAUACCAAGUGGAUUUAGUUCAAAAUUGCAGCCAUUUUUGAGCUAAGCUCCUCUCUGUUGAUCUUUAAAACAAGUUAUAUUAAACAAAAAAAAGAGCCCUCCUCUAAGAAAAUGUUACCAAUUUACUUAAUUAAUUAACAAAAAAAAAGUAAAGAAAGCAAGGAAAAGAGUUUAUUGAAAGUUAAUCGCGAUUUAGCCCUAUUAAACCCCAAUAUAUUAAAUGAUGAAAAAAUAUUUAUUGAAAGAAAAAAAUUAUUGAAGUAAAGAAAAAAAGAGAAAUUUUAAAACACUUUUGAGACAAAUGCACCAUGUUUUCUGUGUCAAGAAAAUCCAAUAAGUGUAAAAAGGAAACUGAAAAAAAUUAGCUUUUUAAAAAGAAAAUUAUAUAAUUAAUGAAAGAAAAUGACAAAAUAAAUCAAAUAUAGGAUGCCGAACCAAAUAUUAAAAAAAAUGAAAGAAAAAACUAUUAUUAAGUUUUAAUUAAAAUGUAGAUAUUUUAGAAGAGAUGAUAACGUAAAAUACUUAAGGUAAAAAAAAAAAGAUAUCUGAAUGCACUGAAAGUGGUACUUAAAAAACAAUUAUCGGUAUUUUUUUUUCUUACUUAGAACCAUUCUUUUGUUCAUUAUUUAAAGAAUUCUUUUCUAUGGCAGACGUGCAAGAAGUUAUUAAAUUUUAUUUGCCACCCCAAAAAAAAGAUGGAAAUAAGAGAUUUUCUUUUGCUGAGAAAAAGGAAAGUAUUUCUGCAGGAUAGAAGGAUGUCAUAAAAGGCCUAAAGAAAUCCCAAAAUCCUCGUUAAAAAUAACGUACAAUCUCACAAAUACUUAGAAUCCCACAAGUCCUGUGAAUCCCACGAAUCCUAAGAAUCCCUCAAGUACCAUGAAUCUCCCGAAUCCUAAGAAUAAAUCUUAAUAUUCUUUUUUUCGAAAAAUGUCUUAUCCUGAAAGCAAUUUAAAUUUAAUUCCUCUGAAUCCAGAGAAUCCUAUAAAUCCUUUCAAUAUCACCCUGUAGUUUAAUAAGUUCAAAAAGUUUUCAAUCUAGCCAUGAAUAACUGACAGUUUUAUUUGAAAUCUCAUAGUUCUUAGAAUCCUACAAAUCUCAGAAAUCGAAAGAAUCCAAUCAUUUUUUUUCUCUUUUGAAAAAAAUAAUUAUAUGUUUAGUUCUGUAAAACGCAAUAUUUCACGAAAGAUAUUGAUAUAUGUAUCUCAAAUCCCGCGAGCACUAUAAAUCUUAUAAAUCCUUAAAAUAUCAAAAAUACUAUGAAUUCAAAAAGUUUUACAAUCAAGCCGAAAACUUUCAUCAAAAUUUAAAAAAAAAGAACUUUUAGUUUUGCUUAAAAAUCUCAUUCACAAUCCCACAAGUUGUUAGAAUCCAACAAGUCCUGAAAAUCCCACGAAUCCUAAGAAUCUCAUAAAGCUCUAAUUCCAGAUAAUCUUAUGAAUAUCUCACAAAAGAUAACAGAUACUGUCUCCAAAAUCUAAAUCUUUUAAAUCCAAGGAAUCCUAUAAGUCCUCCGCAUAUCGAUAAAUCUAAGCUCUUGCAUAAUUCCUGCAAGUCCUGCACAGAACAUUCCUUUCUCUCGCAGCCGAAGAUCUCUGGCAUGUUUUCACCUAUGAAUUUAAUCGAGAUAUUUCUGAGAAAUCUCAUUGGAAUAGCAGCAGCAGCAGCAGAAAAAACUGAUAUGUUGACAAAAACAUGUUUAUAAGUAAUUAUUAUAUUUUUGUAAUAAAAAAAAGUAAUAGUCACAAACAA